CAUGUCGGAGCACGCGGCGCCCGGGGCCCCAGGCCCUGGGCCCAACGGCGGCGGGGCCGUCCCCGCGCGCGGGCCCCGCACCCCCAACCUGAACCCCAACCCGCUCAUCAACGUGCGCGACCGGCUGUUCCACGCGCUGUUUUUCAAGAUGGCUGUCACCUACUCGCGCCUCUUCCCACCCGCCUUCCGCCGCCUCUUCGAGUUCUUCGUGUUGCUCAAGGCCUUGUUCGUGCUCUUUGUGCUGGCCUACAUCCACAUCGUCUUCUCCCGCUCGCCCGUCAACUGCCUGGAGCAUGUGCGGGAGCAGUGGCCCCGAGAGGGUGUCCUGCGUGUGGAGGUGCGCCCCAACUCCAGCCGCGCACCAGUCUUCCUGCAGUUCUGUGAUGGCACUGCCCGCACUAGCUUCCCUGGGCUGACCGUGGAGCCGGGCCUGGAGCUGGAAGAUGAGGAGGAGGAGCUCACAGUGGAGAUGUUUGCCAACAGCUCCUUCAAGCUGGAGCUGGACAUUGAGCCUAAAGUCUUUCCCCUGCCUGGGGAGGCCGAUGCCAACGACAGCCAGGACUUCUCUUUCACCGAGACGCCCAGCAAAGUGUGGCCACAGGACGAGUAUAUCGUGGAGUACUCGCUGGAGUACGGCUUCCUCCGCCUCUCGCAGGCCACCCGGCAGCGUCUCAGCAUCCCCGUCAUGGUGGUCACGCUGGACCCCACCCGGGACCAGUGCUUCGGGGACCGCUUCAGCCGCCUGCUGCUGGCCGAGUUCCUGGGCUACGACGACAUUCUUAUGUCCAGUGUGAAGGGCCUGGCUGAGAACGAGGAGAGCAAGGGCUUCCUGCGGAACGUGGUGUCUGGGGAGCACUACCGCUUCGUAAGCAUGUGGAUGGCGCGCACCUCCUACUUGGCCGCCUUCGUUAUCAUGGUCAUCUUUACCCUGAGCGUGUCCAUGCUACUGCGCUACUCCCACCACCAGAUCUUCGUCUUCAUUGUGGACCUGCUGCAGAUGCUGGAGAUGAACAUGGCCAUCGCCUUCCCUGCAGCGCCCCUGCUGACUGUCAUCCUGGCUCUCGUUGGGAUGGAGGCCAUCAUGUCUGAGUUCUUCAACGACACCACCACGGCCUUCUACAUCAUCCUCAUCGUGUGGCUGGCCGACCAGUACGAUGCCAUCUGCUGCCACACCAACACCAGCAAGAGGCACUGGCUGCGCUUUUUCUACCUGUACCACUUCGCCUUCUAUGCGUACCAUUACCGCUUCAACGGGCAGUAUAGCAGCCUGGCCCUGCUCACCUCCUGGCUCUUCACCCAGCAUUCCAUGCUCUAUUUCUUCCACCACUACGAGCUGCCAGCCAUCCUGCAGCAGCUGCGCAUCCAGGAGAUGCUGCUCCAGGCGCCCCCGCUGGGUCCAGGGCCCGCCACCGCCCUGCCCGAUGACCUAAACAACAACAGUGGGGCCCCGGCCUCCAGCCCCAACCUCGGGCAGCCAUCUGCCCUGGGCCCAGGUGCUGGUGGGGGUCCAGGGACCCUGGCGGAGGCCCCUAGUUCCCUGGUGGCAGCAGCAGCUUCGGUGGCAGCAGCGGCCAGCGGUGACCUAGGCUGGAUGGCGGAGACGGCAGCCAUCAUCACAGACGCCUCCUUUCUGUCUGGCCUGAGUGCCUCCCUCCUGGACCGGCGAGGGGCCACCGCCCUGAACCCUACAGGAGGGCUCCCUCGUGCGCCCCCAGACAGUGUCCCCAGUGAUUCUCCGGCACUUGACACUGUGCCCCCAGCUGCUGGGGUGAGUGCACCCAGACCAACAGCUCUGACCCCGGCAGAUGCCCCUUCGGAGAUGGGGUCCUGAGACAGCCCAGAGUCGAACCCCCAGCCACCUGUGUUUGGCCACGGGGCACCUGCAGGGUGGGGAAGUUAUCCCCUAUUGGCUCCGGGACUCGGGAGCCCACAGGGAUACCAGGUGGGCUGGGGGAAGUGGCAUCUCCCCCCAUCUGGGGGGG
Messenger RNA from Suncus etruscus (white-toothed pygmy shrew), 1982 nucleotides. RefSeq names its product transmembrane protein 259 (gene TMEM259). Bases 2 to 1831 code for a protein of 609 amino acids. Gene Ontology annotation, cellular component: endoplasmic reticulum. The record is from RefSeq and is a predicted model, not a curated record. The transcript is spliced from 11 exons. NCBI's taxonomy places the organism in Eukaryota, Metazoa, Chordata, Mammalia, Eulipotyphla, Soricidae. Gene Ontology annotation, biological process: positive regulation of ERAD pathway; response to endoplasmic reticulum stress.